Messenger RNA from Trifolium pratense (red clover), 2486 nucleotides. Its product is annotated as calcium-dependent protein kinase 1-like. Gene Ontology annotation, molecular function: calcium ion binding; calcium-dependent protein serine/threonine kinase activity; calmodulin binding. The transcript is spliced from 8 exons. Gene Ontology annotation, biological process: peptidyl-serine phosphorylation; intracellular signal transduction; protein autophosphorylation. NCBI's taxonomy places the organism in Eukaryota, Viridiplantae, Streptophyta, Magnoliopsida, Fabales, Fabaceae. The record is from RefSeq and is a predicted model, not a curated record. The coding region runs from base 659 to 2236 and encodes 525 amino acids. Gene Ontology annotation, cellular component: cytoplasm; nucleus.
GCUCUGCCUACUAAAAUUGUCCACCACCUAACUUAAGAAUCCAGAGAUAAACUUUUUGUUUUCUUUUUUUUACACAAGAGAUCAACUUAAAAUUAGAUUAUGUUUGUUUAUUUUUUAUUUUCCUUUUUUUUUGUCAAGUAGUUUAGUGACUAAAAGUUUUACUUUAAAGGUAAAUAAGUGAAGUGUUCAGGUUCAAACCCGACUCCUGUACGAUCUCCCUGUCAACCGAGCUAAACUCGUAUGAUCUUCUUAUUCUAUCUCUUUAUUAGACUAUAUUAAGCAAGUUUUGAUUAAUACAGUAAAUAGGAAAUAUCAGUACUAAUUAGGAAUAUCUGUAGUAAUUAUAAAUUGAUGCUGGCAGUCAAUAGAUAAGAGUAAUCAUAGGAAUCAAAUUAAUGUUGCUCUUUUAUAUAACCAAUGAUCUGAUGAAAUCACAUACAUAUCAUUCUGUUUUUACACUCUUAGUAGUUGUAACACCAAAGUGACACAGUUGUGAUGAGUCAACGCAAUUAAUCCACCGUCAAAUAACCCUUUUGUAGCAGCCAUCAUCAAAAUCAAACUCCAUUUUCGUGUUUAACGCUUCAGAGAAGAAACACCACCACCACCACCACCACCACCACCACCACCGUUGUGAUAUUUUUCAUUUUUCAUACUCAAAAUGGGAAAUCGCAUCAGCAACAAAUUCCAUUCCAAUAAUCAAACCCAUUCAAAACAACAACAACAACAACAACAACAACAACAACAACAACCUCCACAUUCUAAAUCAGAACCCUCACAUCCCACUCCAACUUCCGUCCACAAUCAACCCACCCGCUCCUCCUCCUCCUCCGCCGCUGUUGGCCGUGUCUUAGGCAAACCGAUGGAAGACGUCCGAUCUAUCUACACCUUCGGCCGUGAAUUAGGUCGUGGUCAAUUCGGAGUCACAUAUCUAGUAACUCACAAAACCACCAAAGAACAAUUCGCCUGCAAAUCCAUCGCUACCAGGAAGCUCGUUCGUCGCGAUGAUUUGGAUGAUAUUCGUCGUGAAGUACAGAUCAUGUACCAUCUCACCGGUCACAGGAAUAUUGUUGAGCUUAAAGGUGCUUAUGAGGAUCGUCAUUCAGUUAACCUUAUUAUGGAGCUUUGUGCCGGAGGUGAACUCUUUGAUCGGAUUAUAUCUAAAGGUCAUUACUCUGAGCGUGCUGCGGCGGAGAUGUGUCGCCAGAUGGUGGCUGUUGUUCAUAAUUGUCACUCUAUGGGUGUUAUUCAUAGGGAUUUGAAGCCGGAGAAUUUCUUGCUGCUUAAUAAGCAUGAGAAUUCGCCGCUUAAAGCCACCGAUUUUGGUCUCUCGGUGUUUUUCAAGCCAGGAGAUGUAUUUAAAGAUCUUGUUGGAAGUGCAUAUUAUGUUGCUCCUGAGGUGUUGCGUAGAAAUUAUGGACCCGAAGCUGAUAUUUGGAGUGCUGGGAUUAUUUUGUAUAUUCUCCUCUCUGGUGUUCCUCCCUUCUGGGCAGAAAAGGAACAGGGUAUCUUUGAUGCUAUUCUUCGCGGACAUAUUGAUUUCGCAUCCGAUCCCUGGCCUAAAAUAUCAAGUAGUGCUAAAGAUCUGAUCAAGAAGAUGUUGCAAGGUGACCCUAAAGAACGAAUUACGGCUGCUGAAGUUCUUAAUCAUCCUUGGAUGAAAGAAGAUGGAGCAUCCGAUAAGCCUCUUGAUAUUGCUGUGUUAACUAGAAUGAAACAAUUCAGGGCAAUGAACAAGCUAAAGAAAGUAGCUCUGAAGGUUAUUGCUGAAAAUCUUUCUGAAGAAGAAAUUAUUGGCUUGAAGGAAAUGUUUAAAUCCAUGGACACAGAUAACAGUGGAACAAUCACUUUUGAAGAGUUGAAAGCUGGCCUCCCCAAACUAGGUACUAAGAUUUCUGAGUCUGAAGUAAGGCAGUUGAUGGAAGCGGCUGAUGUUGAUGGAAAUGGAACCAUUGAUUAUAUUGAAUUUAUAACAGCUACCAUGCACUUGAAUAGAAUGGAAAGAGAGGACCACCUGUUCAAAGCUUUUGAAUAUUUUGACAAUGACAAAAGCGGGUACAUUACAAUGGAAGAGUUGGAAUCUGCCCUUACAAAGUAUAACAUGGGUGAUGAGAAAACAAUAAAGGAGAUCAUUGCCGAAGUUGAUUCAGACAAUGAUGGAAGAAUUAACUAUGAAGAGUUUGUAGCCAUGAUGAGGAGUGGCAACCCAGACUUGAUAACCAACAAGCGUCAGAAAUAAUCAAGUCGACCAUGCAUCGCCUGUUUUACUGGGUUCAGAGGCAGAGGCAGAAGGCUCAGGCAGGUUUCACUAACAGGAACUGAUUUGCAUUCAGCUCUCUUUAUUCACCAGCUAUUGCUUUGACAGACUAUUUUUGCUUCUGCUUCUUUGACUGCUAUUUGAGUUAUGACAACUUUUCUAUCCUUGUAAUACAUAUUGAUGAUUGCUCCUAAUUUCACUAAUUAUGUCCAUCAUGACCUGUUGUUUAAAA